UUUUUUUAAAAUAGAGAAGAUUGAAGGACAUAUUCUCUUGAAUUCCUAUUGGUUAAUUGGUUACCAAUGUUCAAGUUUCAUCUUACAUAAUUAGAAUCUUGGUUCCUUUUUAUAACAUUCAUAACCUUCUUGACGAUUUCAUUUGAUUCAUAAAAUCUAUUCACAUCAAAUAAAAAUGGCAUCUAACAAAUCAGAGAAACAAUUUAUGUUAUCAGAGAAUGAAUUUAAUCAAAUGGCAUAUGAUAAUACAGCAUUAAUGAAUCCACAAUAUAUUGAUGAUAUAGAUUAUAAAAGUGAAAUUCAACCAAUGAAUUCUCAACAAACAAAAUCAAAUCAAUUCAUGAAAAAUGCUGAUUCAGAUCGUUAUAGUUGUUGGAGUCGUUUUACACACUGUAUUCGGAGUGCAUGGGCAACAAGAUUAACUGAGGAUACAAUGGAUAAUAGAGAAUUAUAUAUACAUACAACAUUGAGAGAAUUAGUGAUUUAUAUAUUUUUCCUUAUUACCCUAAUGAUUGUUGCUUACGGACCAUUCAAUUCAAAUACUUAUUUAUUGACAAGCAGUAUGAACACUAUGUUUCUUCAAGCUCAAGUAACCAAUGGAACAGAUUCAUUAAGUACUGCUAGCUCACUUGAUGUUUUGUGGUCGGUAAUACAAGGUCCUAUUAUGAAUAAUUGGUAUAGUAAUACAUGGUAUAAUACGCAACCAUUUGCAACGGCAAAUAACUUAACCCUAUUAUAUCAGAAUCGUCUGAUUGGUGUGCCACGUUUAAGACAGCUUCGCAUGUCAUCGAAUUCGUGUAUAAUUCCAGUUUAUUUCGCUGAUGAUAUCAAAGAAUGUUAUGGACAAUAUCAAGAAGCGAAUGAAGAUAAAAAACCAUUUGGUUUAAAAAAUGGUACAGCUUGGACAUAUACAUCAUCUGAUCAAUUAGGUAUGUAUUCAUAUUGGGGUUUAGUUAGUUCUUAUGGAGGUGGAGGUUAUUAUGAAGAUUUAUCACGUGAUCAAACUGAAGCAGCAAGUCAACUUGAUAGAUUAUUUCAAAAUUUAUGGUUAGAUAGAGGAACUCGAGUUCUAUUUAUACAUUUUACAACGUAUAAUCCAAAUAUGAAUUUAUUUUCUGUUGUUGAGAUUGUUGUUGAAGUUCCUGCAUCAGGAAGUCUCGUCCUCAAUAGUGAUUUUAGAUCAGUUAAACUCUUGCGUUAUGUAACUCCAUUUGAUUAUUUUGUAUUAGCAUGUGAAUGUGCAUUCUUAUUAUUUAUCGCUUAUUAUAUAGUUGAAGAAAUUAUGGAAAUAAAGAAACAAGGAUGGAUUUAUUUUGUAUCUGUAUGGAAUUCAUUAGAUAUUAUUAUUAUUCUUAUUAGUAUUGUAUGUGCAGCAUUCAAUAUUUAUCGUACAAUAAUUGUAAUCAAUUUACUUGAAAGUAUAUUACAUAAUCCAAAUGAAUUUGCUAAUUUUCAAAUGUUAAGUAUAUGGCAAGUGAAUUUCAAUUUUGCUAUCUCUAUUACUGUAUUUCUAGCUUGGGUUAAAUUGUUUAAAUACAUCAGUUUCAAUAAAACAAUGACACAAUUAAGUUCAACACUUGGUAGUUGUGCAAAAGAUUUAGCUGGUUUCGCUAUCAUGUUCUUUAUUGUAUUCUUUUCAUUCGCACAACUUGGUUAUUUAGCAUUCGGUACACAAGCAAAAGAUUUCAGUUCAUUUAUUACAGUUGUUUAUACCCUAUUUCGUAUUAUAUUGGGUGAUUUUGAUUUUAAUGCAUUGGAAACAGCAAAUCGAGUGUUUGGUCCAAUUUAUUUUAUUGUUUAUGUAUUCUUUGUAUUUUUUGUACUUAUUAAUAUGUUUAUUGCAAUUAUCAAUGAAACUUAUUCAUCAGUUAAAUCAGAUUUAGAAAAACAACCAAAUGAAUUUGAAAUGAAAGAUUUUCUUAAAGAUAGAAUGAGAAGUAUGCUAGAAAAAUUAAAAAUUAAAAAGAAACGAAUUGAAAAUAUACAAAAUGCAAUGGAAUUGGCUGAUUUUAAUAAAGAUGGUAAAUUAGAAUAUACUGAAUUGUGGAAACAUUUGAAAACCAAAGGUUUUACUGAUGAAGAAAUAAAAAUGGUAUUUGAAAAUUUCGAUGAAAAUAAAGAUAACAUUUUAUCACAUACGGAACAGUUGAAAUUAAAAGCUUCACUAGAAGAACAAAAGAUCGCUUUAGUCAGUGAAUUAGCUAAAGAAGAACGCUUAAAUUUAGACGCGAAACAACCUGGAACAAGUCAAUCAAAAAUGGCACCGACUACACAAAUUAAAAUUGAUAUAAAGCAAGCUGAAUUUAUGCAAUUAUAUAAACGUGUUAAUCGUAUUGAAAAUGGUAUGGGUCAAGUUAUUGGACAUAUUGAAGAUGUGUUAAAAUCUUUAGCAACAUUGGAAAAGAUCAAAGUUAUACGCCGUGAAACAAUGACACAAUUUUUACAAACUAUUAUUUCAACUAGUCCACAAGACAGAGGUGAUCGAUUGGAUGAUAUUAUUCAAGCUGGUUUAGACAACAUGACUAGUACGGUUGAUCUACAACAUGAGUGAUAUCUCAUAGUUAUUUAAUUGGUAAAUGAAUUAUCUAUUUUACAUCUUCGUUGGUAAUCAAAUUGAAUUAUGAUCAUUUUAGAAGGAAGUUUUAGUGAUAGUUGUAUAC
Messenger RNA from Schistosoma mattheei, 2660 nucleotides. The record is from the annotation of a GenBank genome assembly. Lineage: Eukaryota; Metazoa; Platyhelminthes; Trematoda; Strigeidida; Schistosomatidae.